Megalops cyprinoides (Indo-Pacific tarpon) is the source of this 3085-nucleotide messenger RNA. Its product is annotated as homeobox protein Meis1. Bases 600 to 1979 code for a protein of 459 amino acids. The record is from RefSeq and is a predicted model, not a curated record. Gene Ontology annotation, molecular function: RNA polymerase II cis-regulatory region sequence-specific DNA binding; DNA-binding transcription activator activity, RNA polymerase II-specific. NCBI's taxonomy places the organism in Eukaryota, Metazoa, Chordata, Actinopteri, Elopiformes, Megalopidae. The transcript is spliced from 12 exons. Gene Ontology annotation, biological process: positive regulation of cell population proliferation; angiogenesis; embryonic pattern specification.
CUUCUCUGCACCGCUCAAGACACAUACAUUGAACACACACGGGCGGGCAGCUCGCAGCAUCGAUCGUGGCUCCUUUAAGAAAAACUAAGCCAGAAACAUCACCCCACCUCUUCUUGAUCUCAUUUAGAGGCUUUUGCAUUAAAAAAUCAGCUCAGGAGCUGAGAGUGAUCAAAGAAACAAGAAGGCUUGAUUUUUUUGUACGAGAAUCUGCGUGUUAAUAUUUAGGGUGUCCCAACCAGAGGAAGCGCACGGCGGAUCAUCAUUCAUUCUCUACUUUGACAACCUCGCUUUUGAUUGACAGUUGGAGUGGCGAAAAGCCAUGGGACUAGCUGGUUUUGUCUGAGGGGCACUUCCAUUACCUACUGGUUUGGAAACGAAGAUUUGUUCUCUUCACGUCCAGAAGAAAGCGAAGGAGCUAUUUGCUGCUGUGUUAUGUUUUACCCUUUGCUGAACUGGAGCUGAAGGUCUGGGCUCAUCUUUUGAAGGAAACGCACGGGAUUUUGAAUCUCGCUUUUGGAGUUUGCCUGUAUAUUUCCCUUCACCCUGGCCCCUUAGGAGAUAUCUGAAGUCGAAGGAAGAAGAGGGAGCGAGGCAGGCCGAUGGCUCAAAGGUACGAAGAUUUACCGCAUUAUGGAAUGGACGGCGUAGGAAUCCCUACCACGAUGUAUGGGGACCCUCACGCGGCCAGAUCCAUGCAGGCUGUUCACCUGAAUCACGGUCCCCAGCUGCAUUCGCACCAGUACCCGCACACAGCUCACAACGCCAUGCCGCCCAGCAUGGGUUCCUCCGUCAACGACGCUUUAAAAAGAGAUAAAGAUUCAAUUUAUGGGCACCCCCUCUUUCCACUUCUAGCACUGAUUUUUGAGAAAUGUGAAUUAGCGACCUGCACGCCGAGAGAACCCGGGGUUGCGGGAGGUGACGUGUGUUCGUCAGAAUCUUUCAAUGAAGAUAUAGCAGUGUUUGCAAAACAGAUUCGAGCAGAAAAACCUUUAUUUUCAUCAAACCCAGAACUGGAUAAUUUGAUGAUACAAGCAAUCCAAGUAUUACGGUUUCAUCUACUGGAGCUGGAGAAGGUGCAUGAACUCUGUGACAAUUUCUGUCAUCGGUACAUCAGCUGCUUGAAGGGAAAGAUGCCCAUUGACUUGGUUAUAGAUGACAGGGAAGGUGGAUCAAAGUCAGACAGUGAAGACAUCACAAGAUCGGGGAACCUUGAUCAGACUUCGUGGAACAGAGAUCACGACGACACAGCGUCCAUACGCUCCGGGGGGACCCCUGGGCCUUCCAGUGGGGGCCACACGUCACACAGCGGGGACAACAGCAGCGAACAAGGUGACGGCUUGGACAACAGCGUGGCCUCACCCAGCACGGGCGACGACGACGACCCGGACAAGGAGAAGAAGCGCAACAAAAAGCGAGGAAUCUUUCCCAAAGUGGCGACGAACAUCAUGAGGGCGUGGCUGUUCCAGCACUUGACUCAUCCUUAUCCCUCAGAAGAACAGAAGAAACAGUUGGCACAAGAUACAGGGCUUACCAUACUACAAGUGAACAACUGGUUCAUCAACGCAAGACGGAGAAUAGUACAGCCCAUGAUAGACCAGUCCAAUCGAGCAGUAAGUCAAGGAGGGCCGUACACUCCAGAUGGUCAGCCGAUGGGAGGGUUUGUCAUGGACGGCCAGCAACACAUGGGAAUCAGACCACCUGGACUGCUAGGCAUGCCAGGGGAUUAUGUGUCUCACUGUGGCCCGAUGGGCAUGGGGCAGUCGAGCUUCACCCCCCCCCAGAUGCCCCCCCACUCUGCCCAGCUGCGACACGGGCCUCCCAUGCGUUCCUACAUUCCUGGACACCCCCAUCACCCAGCGAUGUUAAUGCAUGGAGGACCCCCUCACCCUGCUAUGCCCAUGUCCGCAUCCAGCCCCCCAAUGUUCAACCCAGGAGACCCCACCAUGGGGGGACAGGUCAUGGACAUCCAUGCUCUGUAGCUUAAUGGAUUUUCUCAGACGUACGAAUCAAAUCACCAACGACAAAACAAAACAAAAAAAAAAAAAAACGACAUUUUUGGUUUCCUCUUUUGGCGACAGUGGCGUCUUUCAUGUUUUGACCUCGCACGGAAGCUGAAGAUCUCCAGUCUGGCCAUCAGAUAUUGACCAAGGGGAAACCAAUGUCUGUAUUUCCAGGGACCCUUUUUUCACAGGAAGUGCUCUGGAAAAUGAAAAGAACAGAUAACAAGAAAUUGAAAUUAUAAAUAUAUCAACUCCUGGGAAGGGGGGGGGGUGGGAGGACGAUAUGCUGUAUACUGUUGUAAAAAUACCUUGGACUCUCACGAGAACUGAGAAAUUAUUAUUGUAAAUGCUCUUGUAUGGUUCUGCAUAUUAUGUUGUUUCUUAUAGAUUUUUUUAAAGAAGGAUGUGAACUUUUUUUCUCUUUCUUUCCACACUAUGUGUGUGUCAUUUCCAUAGGUUUUGAUCUCCCUGAAAUCUCCUCACAACUGAAAAGUAAAUAACUGAAUGAAUCGAUCGUUUGAUCAAUUGGUCAGUCGGUAAGCCUAGCUUUCCCUCCACGGGACAACAGAGAGGGCUUCUUUGUGGUUUAUGAGAGCACCGAAAUAACUCUGUCAGGCGGAAAACCCCGGGCCUGACCCAAGAUUCUGAGUCCCACGUUCCCUUGUUCCUCUGGCCCGAGGCUUGCAUUUGCAUGUCUAAUUAAUUUACUUACCACGUUUGAACUGACCUGAUCCUAUGUGAUGGAGGCGGUUGGGAAAGGCAGUAGACACACUGAUUUGAUCAGCUGUCAGAGAGUGUCACAAUAAGGAAAGCAGGAGGAGAGGUAGCAACCAAAAGGUGUACGAACGUCCGGUUGUCAGGUCAGCACGUUCACCUCGCCCCCAUCCGCUGCAGCAACAAAGUGCCCACAGGGCGGGGGAGCAGGGAGGAGGCUGAGGUUACUCCCAAAAGCAACCAAGUGAACACAACUUUUUUUUGAUCUAAGCAGGACAUCAGUUAACAUACAUUUCUUUUCCAUGGUUUCAUCUUGGAGAGUUUAUGUAUACGUUGUAAAUAAAUAAAAAAAAAAUUGUGGGAAAGAAACG